AUGGCUUUGACAACGUGGGCUCUCGGCCCCGCUCUGCGGCUCUGUGCUGCUGGCCCUGCCUGCUCCUGGGAGAUGCUGCACGUGGCCGGAGCAGGUGUGUGCGGCUGCUGCGGUGCCCUGCGUCCUCGCUACAAAAGACUCGUCGACAACAUCUUCCCCGAGGACCCAGAGGAUGGUCUGGUGAAGACCAACAUGGAGAAGCUGACAUUUUACGCUCUGUCUGCCCCAGAGAAGCUGGAUCGCAUCGGUGCCUACCUCUCCGAGCGGCUAAUCCGAGAUGUGAGCCGGCAUCGAUAUGGGUACGUGUGUAUCGCCAUGGAGGCACUGGACCAGCUCCUCAUGGCCUGCCACUGCCAGAGCAUCAACCUCUUCGUGGAGAGCUUCCUGAAGAUGGUGGCGAAGCUGCUGGAGUCAGAGAAGCCCAACCUGCAGAUCCUGGGGACCAACUCGUUCGUGAAGUUUGCCAACAUCGAAGAGGACACCCCAUCUUACCACCGCAGCUACGACUUCUUUGUCUCCCGCUUCAGUGAGAUGUGCCACUCCAGCCACGACGACCUCGACAUCCGGACGAAGAUCCGGAUGUCUGGCAUUAAAGGCCUGCAAGGAGUGGUGAGGAAGACGGUGAACGACGAACUCCAAGCCAACAUCUGGGACCCACAGCACAUGGAUAAAAUCGUGCCCUCACUGCUCUUCAACUUACAGCAUGUAGAGGAGGCUGAAAGCCGCUCCCCCUCCCCGCUGCAAGCCACCGAGAAGGAGAAGGAGAGUCCUACGGAGCUGGCAGAGAGGUGCCUGCGGGAGCUGCUGGGCCGAGCAGCAUACGGCAACAUCAAGAACGCCAUCAAACCCGUACUCAUCCACCUGGAUAACCACUCACUCUGGGAGCCGAAGAUCUUUGCCACUUGCUGCUUCAGGAUCAUCAUGUACUCAAUCCAGCCGCAGCACUCCCAUCUCGUCAUCCAGCAGCUCCUGGGGCACCUGGAUGCCAACAGCAAGAGCGCGGCCACCGUGCGCGCAGGUAUCGUGGAAGUCCUCUCGGAGGCAGCAGUGAUCGCAGCCUCCGGAUCUGUUGGCCCCACGGUUUUGGAGGUGUUUAACACCCUGCUGAGGCAGCUGCGGCUCAGCAUCGACUACGCGCUGACGGGGAGCUACGACUGCGCUGCCGGCGUCAGCACCAAGAUCAUCAAGGAGCACGAGGAGAGGAUGUUCCAGGAGGCCGUCAUUAAAACCAUAGGGUCCUUCGCCAGCACGCUGCCCACCUACCAGCAGUCUGAGGUGAUGGUCUUCAUCAUGAACAAGGUGCCGCUACCCUCCUCGCAGCAGCCCAUCGAGGCUGGCAAAGCUGGGGAGAACCGGAAUCGGCUGACACAGAUAAUGCUCCUGAAGUCCCUCCUCCAGGUCUCUGUGGGCUUCCAGUGCAGUAACAUGCUCACGGCACUUCCCAGCGCCUUCCUGGAUAGGUUGCUCUCCGCAGCCCUCAUGGAGGAUGCUGAGAUCCGCCUCUUUGUCCUUGAGAUCCUCAUCAGCUUCAUCGAUCGCCAUGGGAACCGGCAGAAAUUCUCCACCAUCAGCACCAUCAGCGACAUCUCGGUCCUGAAGCUGAAAGUGGACAAAUGCUCGCGCCAAGAUACUGUCUUCAUGAAGAAGCAUGGCCAGCAGCUCUACCGGCACAUCUACCUGAUAUGCAAGGAGGAGAGCAAUGUGCAGGCUCACUAUGAGGCUCUCUACAGCAUGCUGAUGCUCAUCAGCAUCGAGCUGGCUAACGAGGAGGUCGUGGUGGACCUCAUCCGCCUGGUGCUGGCCGUGCAGGAGAUUGCCCAGAUCAACGAGGAUAACUUGACAGCGUACAACCGCUGUGCGCUCUUUGCCCUCGGUGCAGCUUACCUGAACCUCAUCAGCCAGCUCACCACUGUGCCCACCUUCUGCCAGCACAUCCAUGAGGUCAUCCAGAUGCGGCAGAAGGAAGCUCCCUAUCUGCUCCCUGAAGAGGUGUUUGUGGAGAGACCCAGGUUGAGCAAAAGCCUUGACCGCCUGGGCCCGGAGGUCUUCUUCUGGCAGAGCAAGAUCAGUGAGGUGCUGGGCGGCAGCGGCUACAAUUCGGACCGGCUGAGCACACCCUACAUCCCCCAGCUGACGGAUGAAGAUCGCUUGUCCAAGAGGAAGAGCAUUGGUGAGACCAUUUCCCUGCAGGUUGAGGUGGAGUCGAGAAACAGUCCUGAGCGAGAGCAGAGAGCACCAGCAGAAGAGAUCACAUACGAGACGCUGAAGAAGGCGAUAGUAGACAGCGUCGCCGUGGAGGAGCAGGAGCGGGAACGGAGGCGGCAAGUGGUGGAGAAAUUUCAGAAAGCCCCAUUCGAGGAGAUUGCCGCCCACUGCGGUGCCCGGGCGACGCUGCUGCAGAGCAAGCUCAACCAGAUCUUCGAGAUCACCAUACGGCCACCGCCAAGCCCCUCCGGCACCAUCACAGCCGCCUACGGCCAGCCCCAAAACCACUCCAUCCCGGUGUACGAGAUGAAGUUCCCAGACCUGUGCGUGUAUUGA
This is a messenger RNA of Haliaeetus leucocephalus (bald eagle), 2541 nucleotides long. It is a transcript of the gene EFR3B, whose product is annotated as EFR3 homolog B (S. cerevisiae). Gene Ontology annotation, cellular component: plasma membrane. The record is from RefSeq and is a predicted model, not a curated record. The transcript has 23 exons. NCBI's taxonomy places the organism in Eukaryota, Metazoa, Chordata, Aves, Accipitriformes, Accipitridae. Bases 1 to 2541 code for a protein of 846 amino acids. Gene Ontology annotation, biological process: protein localization to plasma membrane.